CGGAAGGUUACCUGCAUUGUACAACUUGUAGAGAAGGGUACACUGGCAACCUGUGUCAUCAUUGUGCCAAUGGUUACUAUAGAGACCAUGCAGCAGCUCCCUCAAAGUGCAUAAAAUGCCAAGGUUGCCAUGAUAUAACACCAGGACUGAUCUGUGAUCCAUUCACUGGAAAAUGUUUGAACUGUCAUUAUAAUACAACCGGAGAAAAAUGUGACAGGUGUUUGGACGGGUUCCAAGGUGAUCCAUUAAAACAUAUUCCAUGUACGCCUAUAUCUGAGAAAAACACGAGUCCGAAACCACCAGCUGCCGGCAUCAUUGCCGCCAUUGUCGUCGGUACGAUUGUUCUCCUGUCGGGAAUCGUUGGCUUUAUUGUGUACAAACGCAGCCAUAACUUCCCUAAAAACAAGCCAUUCUGGACGAUCGAGUUUAAAGAGGAUCAUGAUGAUGUGAAUUUCAGCGCCAUUCCGGAUGAUGAACUGGAACGCCAGCACGAUGACAUGCAAUUUUAUGAGUCUCAGUCAAAAGGAAAAAAUAAGUUGCCACCGUACUCACAGUUAAGAGAAGAUAUAUGAAAAAUGCAAGACAUGUGCCUUUCUUUUAGACUCAAGGUUGUGAAAAAUGCAUUUAGAAUAUAGAAAAAUAUCUAGUUUAGUCAGUUUAGAUUGUCAAGUGUAAGAAGAUAGAGUGGAUGAGGUUAAUCAGUCUUUGAAAUGAGACAAUAUAUGUAUUUUUUUCAUUUGUUGCAAUAUUAGAUAGAUACGUUGCACGAGUGAAUUCCGCCUACGCAUUAGCUUUUAAUUAGUGCUCAUUCCUUCCAACUACGCAAAACAUUCUAAUUUGUUGAAGACCUUAUAAAGGUCGUACUGACUGUAUGGCUUUUGGUCAUUGUUAAGUGUUGUUCUAGAUAGGAUGUUUUAACAAAUUUAGCUUCUUUUUUUUAUUUAAUGCAAUUGCAUAUAUGUAUAGAAUGUGCGUAACAAUCUCAUACAAGAAAAUUGCCAUAGAAACCAAUUUGUCAAAUUUAAAAGUGGGUUUUUGUAGGUGAACUUGUGUGUACUAAACUGCAGGUGCAAUAGUGAUCAAAUUCUGACAGUGGGAUUUUUUUUUCCAGUGUACUUGAUGGUUUUAUGUAUUUCAAACAUACAACCAUAUAUUUCCUUUAAUAAUAUUACUGCUAGACUCUGUAUUAUACAUUUUUUUAACCCAUUUAGUUUUAACAUGUAUGUAAUUUUUGUGUUCUUUGUUGCAAUUUAAGUAACCUUGCUUCAAAUAGAGCUAGUCCAGUAAAAUUUCUUUUUAUGUUUUUUUUUUUUUUUUACUGAAAUGGAGUGAGGGUUAUUAUCUGUUGAUCUGAUUUUUGUGAUUUUGAGAAAUGUCUAUUUGCAUAUUUACUGUUCAAGCUUAUUUUUAUCCAGUGACUACAGUAGUGAGAAUUGUUUUAAAAAUUAUUACCUAACCUUUUUAACUGCUGAAAUUGACUCACUUGUUCAUUACAUGCUUCAUUGUCAAAUUAGAUGUUUUAAUUAUGUAAGUGUGUGAUAGAUCAAUUUACCAUCUAAUGAAUCAAGGUUGUGUCCACUGUGCUAUGCCUUGUAAGUGAAAGAUUUUAUUAAGAGGGUCAGUAAAUGAUCUAUGCUUUUUUAAAUGUCAUUUGACUGUAUGUAUUUUAACACUGUUUCAUAUAAAAUUUAAUAUGUAUUUUAUUCUAUAUUCCUUUCAUUGGGUUCAUUGUCACAUCUAUAGCUUAUUAGCUUUGUAUCGAGAAAUACACACAAGUUCAGUAGUCGAGAUAAUUGGUUAGGAUGGCAGUAUUAAUAUGCAAUAGAACAAGUACAUUUUUCUUAGUGCAUAGCUAGCUCAAUAGGGAGAGCGCAAAUCUACGGAUCACAAGGUUGUGAGUUAUAUCCCCGGGCAAGGCAUAUGUUCUCCGUGACAGUGUGUUAGAAGACAUAUGUGUCAGAAGUAAUUUUGUCCUCCACUUCUGAUUUAUGUGGAGAAGUUGGCAGUUACUUGGAAAGAACAGGUUUGUACUGGUACAGAAACCAGAAACACUAGUUAGGUUAACUCCCCUCUGUUUCAUAACUGAAAUACUGUUGUACAACAGUGCUAAACCUAAAACAUACAAACUCAGUACAUAGCUGAUAAACUUUUUAUUACUACUCAUUAGUAAAUGAUAUAGAUUGGUUCUUUAGGAUGAAAAGAAUUGAAAAUAUCUAUGUUAAUGAAGUUUUUAACACAAAUACACAUAUCAAAAUGACUUAACACACCCAAAAUAAAUAUUGCUGUUCGAGAUUCCAUUGUAAGUUAUUGGAAGUUUGUAAGAAAAGAUAUCGGUUGUAUGAGUGCUGCUGAUUGCUUUAAAACUUCAGCGUACUGUUGAAAGUGUAAUUUAAAUACUUAAUAUGAUGGAAAGAACAAAAGUUGUUUUUUUUCUAAAUAUUGACAUUACUGUCACUUUGGGCUACGCUUUCACAUUUUUAUACUUUAAUCUCUUAAGUCUGCUAGAAAUCAAAAAUGUAAUAUUUCUCUGUAUUUUUAGAAACCAUUGUCUAUUAUACUACCUUUUUCCGCUUGAUUUUUCAAUAAAAAUAAUACCUUUAUUACCUCCAAUACUGAAGGGCAUGAACUAAUAAGCUUCAGCAGUUCUAGGCAUACAAAAAAUUAAUCCAAUAAAUUAAAUAUCUCUUUAACAGAUGUUUGUGACACUAGACUUGAUGUAAAUUCUGAGCAUUGGUUUUAUUUCAAGGGUGUAAGAUUCCCAACUGACAGCAUUAUAUAUGUGUAAUGAUUUUAAAGUUGUUUAAAAUGUGUGUCAUGUUUGAAUCCUCAUCUAAAAAACGAGGUCUUCAUUUUUUUUUGUAGUUCAUUUUUUAACUCAAAAUUUUAUAUAUAAAAAACCUGUACAUAGUAAAUAUGCAUGGUGUUGGAUAUAUUUUUUUUUUUUAUAACUGCAAAUGUUGAAGAACUUCUGUGACAUAACGUUUUGUGUCCUUAAGAUCUAACCAUGUAAACAUGGAAGUAAUUUGCAUAAAUGGCAGUCAGACAUCAAAUUUUAGUGCACAGUUUUAGUUCUGCCUUAAAAUUUACUGAUUACAGCUGUUACACUCUUAUUUAAUAACUUUUAUCUUUUUGUUUUAUUUUCUUGGAUUUUAGCUAAAUCCUAAGUGGUUUUAGGACAACUUGUGUUUGUAAAGAAUUUUAAUCACUAUCUAACCGUACUGUUGCAUGAUGGUAGGAGAUUACUAGCAGGGUCUGAACACUUGUUUUUGCUGUAUCUCUGUGUUUCCAGCAGGUAUAAAAGUUUUGAUUCCACAACUUGAGUAAAUGAUGUGAAACCAAAAUUUUUAGUCCUGUUUGGUGCUAUGUAAUAGGCACUGUAUUGGUGCACUGUAAAACUCAAAUCAACAUGAUUUUCAAAACAGUUUUAUGAUAAAAUAUUUACUUAAGGUAUUCGGUCCACAAAUAAGCAAGUUUUAUGUAACAUUGCUAUUAAAAUAUAUCAAAUAUUGGUGCCUGAUAAGCUCAUAUAUCUUGGUAUCAUUUGAAAGUGUAUUGUGUACUCAAAAAGAAUAUAUAAAUUACAUGACAAAAAUAUGUUACAGAAUUUUCAUUUUUUUACUUUAUAGUUUUCAAUGAUACUUCAACAGAAAUCCAGUUAUUACAGUGUAAGAUUUAUCAUUUCGCAGUCAAAAAACAUGACUGUAGUGAUUCAUGUGCUAUUAUGGUCUACUUAUUUACUAGUUCUUGUACAACAGACACAA
Mercenaria mercenaria is the source of this 3761-nucleotide messenger RNA. RefSeq names its product multiple epidermal growth factor-like domains protein 9. The record is from RefSeq and is a predicted model, not a curated record. The annotation marks the transcript as partial. Gene Ontology annotation, cellular component: basement membrane. NCBI's taxonomy places the organism in Eukaryota, Metazoa, Mollusca, Bivalvia, Venerida, Veneridae. The transcript has 3 exons.